CUUUAUCAUAACCAAAGUCUCGUCAAGAUUUACUGCAUUAGUUCUAUGUCAUGGAAUAACUCAAGGUGAUACGUUGUAAUUCUUUUUUUUUCGUGCAUGAACGUGACCUGUUUUCGCCACACAUCGACACACAUCUCCGUAUAUUGACGACACAGCUAUCGUGUUCCCAGAUCCAGAUAAAUUUGUAUUUGCAUUGAAGUAUCUCUGCCACAAGACUUAUUGUAAGUUGACUCACAUUGAUUCCAUUUCGGAUUCUCCGGUAGCUGAUAACUAUAUAAUGUCCAUGUUCACUCGCCUACAGACAGUAGGCCUAACUACACACUCAAGACUUUAGACUUUGGCUGUUUUGUUCUUUUCAUCUGUAAUCAUGAAGUUUCUGCUGCUGUUGCUGAGCGUGGUCGUGGUCCAUGCUAAACUGGCUCCACUGCAUAGAUCUAAUCACCGUUCCGUUCCAGACAGCUGGAUCAUUAAAAUCGAGGAUUUCGACCAAGUGGACCAAGUUGCUGAUGACAUUGUCAGCCAGUUCGCUAGAAUGCGUAGCCCAAUCCCUCCAAUGACCAAGCUCCGUCAUGUUUUGCCUCUCAUUGGAAUGAAAAUCCCAUCAUUCCUUCUCGACAAGAUCCGCGCUAUUGACGGCAUCGAGUACAUUGAAAUGGAUUAUAUCGUUCCGCUUGCUGCCUCCCAAUACAACCCACCAUGGAAUCUCGACCGUACUGAUAGUCGCCUGGGAAUGGAUGGAUUUUAUAACUACAAUGCUAGUGUGCAAGGAAAGGGGGUGGACAUUUAUCUUAUUGAUACCGGGGUCCAACCCAACCACGUAGCCUUUGGCGGGAGAGUUUCUCUGUUAUACGGAGCGAAAGACAACGACGGUCACGGAACCCACUGCGCCGGCAUAGCAGCCGGUGACGUCUACGGGCUGGCUCGUGAGGCUAACAUCCUCAGUAUGAAAGUGUGCAAUCCCAUGUGCGUGACGUGGAAAAUGCUUGAAUGUUUCGACUUAGUGCUUACACACGGUGGCAGUAAAGGCGGAGUUGUGUCUGUGUCUAUUGGUGGAGACCCAAACUACCAAGUUGUCACCAAUGCUGUCAAUAGACUGUGGCAUGGCGGUUACCUCGUGUCUUGGGCUGCGGGCAAUGAAAAUAUGGACGCGUGCAGAUUGCACCCACAGCGCGGCAACAACCUUAUUGUAGCAGGGGCUUCAAACAAAUACGACGGGCUACCAGGCUUCACGAACUGGGGCCCCUGUGUCGAUAUCUUCGCGCCCGGUGGGGACAUCCGAAGCGCUCGCUACAGCGAACAUAGCAAUACCGAUUCAAUAGUAUAUUCUGGCACCUCAAUGUCCGCCCCUCAUGUGGCAGGUUCGGCAGCCCUGUACUACGGUCUUCAGGGUAGCAGUGCCACGCCUGCAUCAGUGAAGAAGGCCAUUCUGGACAGUUCUACCAAAGACGCCCUCUCUAAUACCAAAGGCUCCCCUAACCGACUUCUUUAUGUCAAUUUCCUAACUAAUCCAGCCACUCACCAGAAGAUAGACAAAGACGAACCUGCCAAGUAAAGUAAUUCCAACACAGGUAGACUCUUUUACUUGUCUACCCGUAUACCAAACGUUAUUUUUCUUUUAAAAUUCCAAUUUAAAAAUUGUUUUAAAGCUCUCGAUUGUUUGGGUUUUUUGAGUUUUUUGCUUUUGCUUGCGUGCUUCCUGUUCAAUACAUUCAAAACUUUUUGAAUUCAGCUUUACUGAUAAAAUUAUUUUUCACCUAUUUAUCUUCAGCUCAUGAGGAGAAAUUUUCUGGCGCAAUAAAUUGCAACGCCAAAAAUUUUCAUCAGUGUUAACAGAAGCAUCUUUGUCCUGUUUAGUUUUUUCUCUUAAAUCUUCCCUCUUUCAGCAAGUUUUCUCUCAACCCUAAAUCCCUAGGGUGUGUGCAAAAUCAUAUUAAAAUUGGAGGAUUCAGGACUGUUAGGGUUAAGUAUUUAAAUCCUGAGGAAAUGUCAGCUCUCAGUUUUAAAGUUUUAAGAAACUUACUGACUGAGGGUGACGAUGAUUUAUAAUUGUAUUAAUGCCUAUAAUUAACAAAUGAAACAUUUGCAUGUUACUGUUAAGUUUUGGAUUUGAAUAAAUAAAUGAAUUUUCUUUCUCUUGCAAAAGAUUAAGU
Messenger RNA from Acanthaster planci (crown-of-thorns starfish), 2150 nucleotides. RefSeq lists its product as uncharacterized. Gene Ontology annotation, molecular function: serine-type endopeptidase activity. Gene Ontology annotation, biological process: proteolysis. Lineage: Eukaryota; Metazoa; Echinodermata; Asteroidea; Valvatida; Acanthasteridae. The record is from RefSeq and is a predicted model, not a curated record.